GUCGCAACUGUCAAUUAUUUGUCAGUAGCAUGUCCGCCGGAUAUGUGACGUGUAUUACGGUCGUAGAUAACCUAGUUACAGCAGAUUAUUAGAAUUAACAUGGAAUAUUUUAAGAGUGGGUUAAAGUCGGUGCUUGGAACACCACAAGAAGGGUUGCAGCCCACAGGAGCGGAAACGGUUGAGAGGCUGGUAGAUCGUGUUCGGUCUUCAACUUUGCUGGAUGAUCGGAGAGAUGCUUGUCGAGCACUCAAAGCUUUAUCACGAAAGUUUCGCAUUGAAGUUGGAGCCCAAGGAAUGGAUGCUCUUUGCCAAGUGUUGGAAAUGGAUCGGGGAGACUGUGAGAUUGUGGGAUAUGCACUGGACACACUCUGCAAUAUCACAGCCUCAGAGAGCUUUGAAGAUGAAGAACAUCCACACCUUUCCCCCACUUCUGUGGGUAGCUUAGGGGAGCAGUUUACAGAGAUAUUCAUCAAACAGCAUGAUAAUGUAGGCCUGGUGUUGGGGUUCCUAGAAGAGUAUGACUUCCACGUCCGGUGGCCAGCAGUCAGAUUAUUAACUUCAUUACUUGCUAACAAACCAAAAGACAUCCAAGAAAUAAUCCUCGUGAGUCCAAUGGGGGUGUCGAAACUCAUGGAUAUCCUCGGGGACAGCCGGGAAGUGAUCAGAAAUGAUGCUUUGCUACUGCUGAUACAACUUACCAAAGGCAAUGCCAACAUUCAGAAGAUCGUAGCGUUUGAGAAUGCAUUUGAUCGCCUGUUUGAUGUAAUCUCAGAGGAGGGAUAUGCGGAUGGAGGGAUUGUUGUUGAGGACUGUCUACUUCUUAUGCUCAAUCUGCUUAGGAACAACACUUCUAAUCAGAGUUUCUUUAAAGAAGGAAGUUAUAUUCAGCGGCUGGCACCCAUGUUUAACUUGCCUCCUGAAGGAGACGAUACAGGUUGGUCAGCACAGAAAGUCAGUAAUGUUCACUGCAUGUUACAAGUAGUCCGAACACUGGUAAUGCCUGGGAAUCCUGCUCAGGUGACGAUGUCUUCACAGAAGGCAAUGAAGGCGUGUGGGUUGCUGGAGAUCCUCUGCGGCAUUCUGAUGGCAAGUGGUGUGCCAGUGGACAUCCUUACUGAGACCAUCAACACUGUAGCGGAGGUGAUCCGAGGCAACCACGGAAACCAAGAGUAUUUUGCCAGUGUGAUGGCCCCAUCAAAUCCUCCCAGGCCUGCUAUUACGGUUCUUUUGAUGUCAAUGGUGAAUGAGAAGCAGUCAUUUGUGUUGCGCUGCUCUGUUCUCUACUGCUUCCAGUGUUUCCUUUUCAAGAAUGAAGUUGGACAGUCUCAGCUUGUGCAGACCUUACUGCCAUCUAGCACAGAAGUAGCAAACUUGACAACAGGCCAGCUUUUGUGUGGUGGGCUGUUCAGUGGGGAUUCCCUGUCUAACUGGUUCUCUGCAGUGGCUCUGUCACAUGCUCUGGUCGAGAACCCGGCUCAGAAAGAGCAGUUGUUGCGUGUGCUGCUGGCAACCAAUGUUGGCAGUCCACCCAUCUCCCUCCUCCAUCAGUGCACCAUGCUGCUGCAGCAGGGCAGCAAGAUGCAGUCAAAGUUGGGGCUGCUAAUGCUGCUGAGUACGUGGCUGGCACACUGCCCCCAAGCUGUGAAGCAGUUCCUUAGCAUUCCAACGAGUAUCCCAUACCUAACUGCACAGGCUGGCUCGAAUGAACAUGAUGACAGUGAAGAGUUGGUGCAAGGGAUAUGCGCAUUCCUCAUGGGAAUUUGCAUCAACUUCAAUGAUGACACAGUUACCACCUUUUCCAAAGAGAAGCUACGUCAGAUAGUAGAGAAGAGACUGGGUCUGGAAACUUUCCUGGACAAAAUGGGAGAAGUUUCAAAACAUGAACUGUACAGUAAAGCUGCCAAGCACCCACAGCUCCGGCCCAAACAGCCCAGUGAAUUGCUGCUCGACCAUGAAUUUUGCCGUCUCUUCAGGGCCCUUGAAGGAAUGGUGGUCAGAGCUCUUUCUUCUAAGCCACACAGUGAUCUCGUCAAUGGAUCUUCAGAGCAUUCCUUGUUGGCAUCAGAGAACAGUCUGUUGUUGCAGUACAAGGAGCUGAUCCGAGAGCAGGACCACAAGCUUCAGGAACUGACACAGACCACUGAGCGACUUACAGUGGAAAAGUCCACACUGCAGAGAGAAGUUAAGGAUCUGAAAUCUACACUAUCUCAGCUCCGGGAUGAGAACAUGCUACUCCGUGCACAGGCCAACACAGGACUUGGACAGACCACAAGUGGCAACACAUUAGGACGUGAAGCAUUCCACAUGCUGGAGGAAGUGCGGGCCGAGGCCCGUCGAUGGAAGGAGCAGAGUGAACAAAAGGACAGCCUCAUCUGCAAGCUUGAGGAACAGGUGAAGUCUGGUGUAGUUUCAGACCUGGACACUCAACUGACGUUGAAAUCCGCGGAUCAGACAAUUGCGAGCAGUGACAUAGAGAGGGAGCUGCAGGAGACACGUCAGCAGCUGGCAGCUACAGAGGAGAAGUUGGCAGAAUUGGCAACAGCAAACGGUGAGAUCGAGAAAAUGCAGAAAGACCAAGAAGACUUACUGGAGCUGCUUACAGAUCAGGACACGAGACUGAACCAGUUGAAGGCCCAGCUGAGAGCCCUUGGUGAGAAGGUGGAUGAUGAUGAUGACGAUAAUGAUGAAGACUUGGAGGAAGAAGCUGAGGGUUGUGAGGAUGAGAACUCGGCAUGAAACACCUGAAUACAGAAACACCGAAAUACAUGAGCCUUGCAGGUAACACUUAAUGCUGAAAGAGUGAACAUUCUGUUGUACAUAAAACUGAGAUUUUUUUUUUCAAAUAAAUCUUAUUGGUGGUUGGAAUUUCAGGACAUCAAAAUUGCUUUGUAGUAAAUCAUUUCUGUAUUUCUUGUGGUUAAAACUAGCCGAAUGAUGUGGAGUCUUUACGAUAUUGUAAAAACAUGACGGACUUUCUUUUUAAAAUUCUGAUGUGUGCUGUCAUUCAUUUACAUAUACUUUUUUAUUUAUUUAUUUCAUGUUCUGUCUCUCCACCCAUCCAAUUUUAAUAAAUGUUGCCAGUGACAUGAAUUAGUCCAGCAUGUGGAAUCAGUUCUUCCAUAAAGAAAUGAAAUGUGUAAUAUUCAUUCCUUUAUGAGAGUGAAAUUUGGUGGGAAUUAUUGAUCUUUGUCAUACAGAAAUAGGGGAUUUAAAUCCAUGGACUAUGCGACUGCUGACCAGACUUUAACUCCAGCAUUUAACAGUUUAGCAAUAAUCUGCCAUGAUGCAUGGCCAAUAAAGGUUAAACUGAUACUGACAGUGAUAUAUGGACAUGCAUAAGGCAUGUCUUAUUAACUGGAUUUUCAGAUUGUUUUAUAUUUUGAACCUGUGUAGUACAUUUUUUGAAAUGUAAAAUACAGUUAGCAAACUCAGGAUACACUCUGUGUACCCUGUUCGUAUAUAAUGUUAGUUCAGUGCAAACUGAAUUUUUAUUAACAGUGCAUUGAGACAUUGCUAAAGUUAUUUACAUUCAUAAUCAUAAAGUAAUAUGAAAAACAAAUGACAGGUUUGAAUCACAUUUCUAGUAAUGUUAGAGAUAGGAGAACUUCUAGCAAGGAUUAUAUAUUUUCAGUAAUCUCAUUCUAUCAUGAACACAAAGUUUUCAGAAAUUCUUGUAGUGUGCAAAUGUAAAGCAUGGUGAUUAUGGCCGGUGGGCAUUUGUCAAAGUGAAGUCUGUAAGUAUAUAUACUGCUAACUGCAAGUUCCCAACGCAGCUCCCAUGCACUGCCAAGUUAAGAAACUGUGUGUUCUUAAUGAGCAUAACAUUGCAAAAGGCAGGUUUUGUUUGUGCUUUGUCACAGGAUUUUGUGUGUUUUUUUCAUAGUUCUGUUGUGCAUUUGUUUUAAAAUGUCAUAACACUUAUGUUUUAGUAAGACAGAGAAUAUGAAACCGUGGAUAAUUUCUUGUCUCUAUAAAGCUGGCAAAAGUUCUUGCCUGGAUGGUCACUGGUGCUUGACUAACAUUGUUUUCAAUUUAGCAGUGUUUGUUAGAAAUGCUUUAUAACUGUUCUGGUAUUUGAGUCAAUACCUGUUAGGUGGGAGGUACGUUGCUUGCUUUCAUGAUGGCUAAGGCCUCUGAAUGAUUUUGAAGGCUUGUGAAGGAUAGCACUACAGAGAACUUAAUUUGUUCUGUAUUCUGAAAAUAAGUCAUGUUGAAGUAAACACAAAUGUUUAAUAAGUUUGUUACCACUUUCAUGCAGAAGAAAAUUAGAAAUAGUGUCAACUUCCUCUUGCAGUAAUGUUCCAACAUUACCCAAUACGCUGAAGACAGUGAUGUUCUUUCAGUGUUCAUGUGGCAAAAAGUUCUGUCCCACUACAAUGGAGAUCAUAUUUAGGGAUGGUAACAAACUUAUGAAACUCUGUAAAUCACAUUAUAUGUUUCUGCUGUUCGGAUGUCCUUCAGAAUUAGCAAAUUAGAAAGUGUAAAUUUGUGUAUGGUAUUUCAAUGCUCUUUGAAUCCAUAACUUGGAACAGGUUGCUUCCUUCUUCCUAAGUCAUGCCAGUAGUUUCCUCUGAAAUCUAAUCUCCCACAUCACAUGAUACCAGUGUCUUCUCACAAACUUCAGAGGGUUACUACAGAAUAUUGUGGUGUGUUAGCUAACCAAAUGAGGCUCACUGUGGAUUUUAGCUUUGGACAAACAAAACUGUAUAAAAUAUAACCUCUUUCCCAUUACUAUUUAUGUUGACACUGCUGAAUGUCUUGGAUUGUUUUUUUAGAGAAUCUGGCAAAUAUUAAAUGAAUGUGGCAUAACAACAUAACUUUCAAAAACGUAUAUAUCUCAAUAACUGUAAAGUAUGUCAUGUUAAAAAUAUUACAAAAUAUAUGUAAGAUACUAUGAGCUGAACAAUUUUGGAUAGGCUUUAUCAAUAAGCAAACUAUUAUUCUUGUCAGUAUGCUUCUGUGAUGUGAAGGUUCCAGUAAUUUGACGCAGUAAGUUCAUUCUUUCUAUAACUCACCUGCGUUUUCCGAUGUACAGUGUAAGAUGGUCCACGUGAUCAUAUUGUACAGAAUAAAACUUCACAUUACCCACAUUCAAUGCGAAA
Messenger RNA from Zootermopsis nevadensis, 5102 nucleotides. RefSeq names its product General vesicular transport factor p115 (gene p115). Gene Ontology annotation, biological process: intracellular protein transport; transcytosis; vesicle fusion with Golgi apparatus. The record is from RefSeq and is a predicted model, not a curated record. NCBI's taxonomy places the organism in Eukaryota, Metazoa, Arthropoda, Insecta, Blattodea, Termopsidae. Gene Ontology annotation, cellular component: Golgi stack; cytoplasm; Golgi membrane.